Molecule: messenger RNA, 6754 nt
Organism: Pogoniulus pusillus (Red-fronted tinkerbird)
Lineage: Eukaryota; Metazoa; Chordata; Aves; Piciformes; Lybiidae
Product: GON-4-like protein
Exons: 31
Coding region: 84-6668 (2194 amino acids)
Biological process (GO): regulation of DNA-templated transcription
Cellular component (GO): nucleus
Molecular function (GO): transcription coregulator activity
Source: RefSeq, a predicted model, not a curated record
GGCAAGUGUCGGGGCUGCGGCUGCGCCUCCCGGGCGAGGAGCCGGGCGGCAGCGGGGCGGCGGCGGGCCGUGUGGGCGCCGGUAUGUCGCUCUCGCUGAAGAUGCUGCCCUGUAAGAAAAGGAGAGCGGCGGUGGCGGGGCCGGGGUCGCAGAGCCCGCGGGAGCGCGGCGGCGGGGCCGCCGGGGAGGAAGGGGAACGAUCCGGCGCUGGCAGUUCCUCUUCGCCGGGCGCUGCUGAUGGCGUCGGCUCCUCCGCCAAGACCGUGCCGGCAGCCCGAGCCGGCGGACCGCUUUCGGCUGGCCCCGGAGUGUCGAGGGGCCCUGUGGAAGCGUCGGUAAAAAGCGGGAAACGGCCCCCCGGUAGGGUGGCUCCGGGCUGCAGUCAAGAGCCGCCGGCCGCGACGGAUGUCUGCGCUGCCGCUCAGCUCCCCGAGGGCCUCGGCAGUCCCGAGGCGGUGGCGGAAGAGGAGCAAGAUGAAGAGGACAUUGAGAGGAGGAAGAGGAGGAGGAAGGCAACCAAAAGGAAGAGAGAAGGGAAAAGCCCCGAGGAGGAGGAGGGGCCUUUGUCCUGUGACAUCAAGCUGGAUGAUACCCUGGAUCGGACCCUGGAGGAUGGAGCUAAGCAGCACAACCUGACAGUCGUCAACGUGAGAAACAUUCUGCAUGAGGUGAUCACAAACGAGCAUGUGGUUGCCAUGAUGAAGGCAGCCAUCAGUGAGACUGAAGAUAUCCCUUUGUUUGAGCCCAAAAUGACUCGUUCCAAACUGAAAGAAGUCGUGGAGAAAGGAGUGGUUAUUCCAACGUGGAAUAUUUCUCCCAUUAAGAAGGCAAAUGAGGUGAAGCCUCCUCAGUUUGUGGACAUUCCUCUUGAGGAAGAUGAUUCAUCUGAUGAAGAAUACCAGCCUGAUGACGAGGAUGAGGAUGAGACUGCAGAAGAGAGCUUGCUGGAGAGCGAUGUGGAGAGCACUGCCUCCUCCCCGCGGGGAGCCAAACGCUCCAGGACGAGGAGGUCAUCUGAUGAAGAAGGAGGGACACCCUGUGAGGUGGAGAAGGUUCCUACACCUGUUGUUAGACAUAUCAGUGCUGAAGUAGUUCCCAUGGGACCACCACCACCACCUAAACCAAAGCAAAGCAAAGACAGCACCUUCAUGGAGAAGCUGCAUGCAGUGGAUGAAGAGCUGGCUUCAAGCCCAGUGUGCAUGGAUGCCUACCAGCCUCUGGAGGACAGCCUCAUUGCCUUCCGCACCCGCUCGAAGAGACCCCUGAAGGAUGUGCCCCUGGGGCAGCUGGAGGCUGAGCUGCGAGCCCCUGACAUCACCCCUGACAUGUAUGACCCCAACACUGCAGAUGAUGAGGAGUGGAAGAGGUGGCUGGGAGGCCUGAUGAAUGAUGAUGUGGAGAAUGAAGAUGAAGCAGAUGAUGAUGAUGAUCCUGAAUACAACUUCCUGGAGGAUCUGGAUGAACCAGACACAGAAGACUUCAGGAAUGAUCGUGCUGUGAGGAUCACCAAAAAGGAAGUGAAUGAACUGAUGGAGGAGCUGUUUGAGACAUUUCAGGAUGAAAUGGGUUUCUCCAACAUGGAAGAUGAAGGUCCAGAAGAUGAAGAUACUGUUCCAGAGUCGAGACCCAAUUUUAAUACACCUCAGGCACUCAGAUUUGAAGAGCCUCUGGCCAAUUUACUCAAUGAGCAGCACAGGACUGUGAAAGAGCAGCUGGAGCAGCUGAAAAUCAAAAAGUCUUCAAUCAAGACCCCACAAGAGACAGAAAAAUCCAAACCUCCAAACGAGAAACCUCUGCAGAGCCUUGUCCUGGACAGCAUCCAGAGAAAGAGGCUCCAGCAGCAGAUGCAGCAGCAUGUUCAGCUUCUGACUCAAGUCCAUCUCCUGGCAAGUUCCAACCCUGCUCUCAGCUCAGAGGCCAGUACCACCAGGAUGUUCUUGAGCGAGCUGGGGAACUUCGCGCGCAGCUCCACGCUCCUGCGCCAGCCCUUCAGCCCCAAGUUCCAGACCAUGUUCCAGCCCUGCAACCUGAAGGAAGCUCUGCAGCUCAUUGAGGACUUCCAUGCCCAGGUCCAGGUGGAUUGGAGCCCUCGCAAGGCUGUGAAGAAGAGUGCCAACGAAUUUCCCUGUUUGCCUAAGCAAGUGGCCUGGAUUUUGGCAACAAGAAGAGUCUUCAUGUACCCAGAGUUGCUGCCUGUCUGCUCCUUGAAAGCCAAUCCUCCCCGGGACAAAAUCAUCUUCACCAAGGCAGAGGACAACCUUCUAGCUUUAGGUUUGAAGCAUUUUGAAGGGACAGAGUUCCCCAAGCCUCUGAUCAGCAAGUACCUGCUGCCAACCAAAACUGCUCACCAGCUGACAGUGCGCAUCAAGAACCUCAACAUGAACAGAGCCCCUGACAACAUCAUCAGAUACUACAAGAAGACAAAGCAGUUGCCCAUCCUGUCCCAGUGCUGUGAGGAAAUUCAGCCCAACGAGUGGAAGCCACCCGUGGAGAGAGAGGAGCAUCGCCUGCCCUUCUGGCUGAAGGCAAGCCUGCCCUCCAUCCAAGGGGAGUUGAAGCAGUUAGCAGAAGAGGCCAGGGAGAUGCCAAGCUCACCUGAUGCAGAAUCUGUCUUUUUGGGGACAGGGAAGGACACUCCAGAGACAGACUGUGACAAGAAGUACCCUCUGCUGGUGCCCAAGGGGCUGGUGCUGACCCUCAAGCCCCUUGCCAACCGCUUCUCUAGGAAAGCAUGGAGGAGGCAGAGGUCUUCAGCUCUGAAGCCUCUCCUCAUUCGACCAAGUCCUUGUCUGCAGCCCAGUUCCAACACUAUCAGCAUCCAGAAGGCUGUGAAGCUGGCCCAGGCAGAAGCUCCUCCCAGCAAAGUCAUGGUGCAGAUCCCUCGGCUCAUCCAGCCAGCUCCAGUGGUGCAAACCCUGCCGGGAGUGCAGCCUCUGAGUGUUCCAGCAGUGGUGGGAAGUGGAGAUGGGCUGGAGUUUCAGAAUGUGCUCUCCACUUCCCAUUCAGACUCCAGACAAACCUUCCCAGCUGCUGUCCCAGCAGCUCUGGUGUCCUCCAGCCCAGUCCCCCUGCAGCCCAAGCUGCUGAUGCCAGCCCUGUCCGGAGCCAGAGCGCGCAAAGCCUGCGUGCGGAAGGGAUACCAGAGGAGAAGAGGCACAAAGUCUGCCCCACCUGUGAAGGCCUCCCCCUUGAUCCAGCCCUCUCCUGUCAUCCUCACUGUGCCUGCCACCACGGUGAAGGUGGUUAACAUAGGCAAUGGUUGCAAUGUGAUUCAGCCCCUGGGAGCAGCAGUCGGUCGAGGCCCUCAGGCUAUUCCAGUUACAACCCUGCUGGUCAACCCCUCCACCUUCCCCUGCCCUCUCAAUCCACCCCUGGUCACGUCCUCAAUUCCUUCCCUGAUAGUCUCCCCUAACCCUGUAGGUCUCUCUGCAUCAUCUGUUGGUGAAAACGAAGAGCAGCUGACUCUGGUUCCUUCCUGCCCUGCUGGGAACAGCAAAAGCAGCUACCCCACGGCAGAGCCCAAGGCCAAAGCCCCAGAGCUGUAUGUGUCCUGCUCUGCUGUGUCCCCCAAGGAGGAGAGUGGUGCAAAUCCUGCCCCUGCAAGCAGUGGCAGCCAGGAGAAGGGCAGUAAGGGUGACUGCUGCAGCUGGGCAGUGGUAGAGGGAGAAGAGAACCCUCCAGAGCCCCUGGCAGUGGACCUGUUGCCUCAUUUAGAAGAUCCAGAGGAGGAAGUGAAAGUUGAGCCUGAAGAUUCCAAUGAUGCUGGCAAGGAGGUAAAUGCAGGACAGAAGAGAGACCUUUUGUGUGCUGAAGUGAAGGAGGAAUUCAUGCUGGAUCUUGGUCAGGAGCUGAACAUGGAGGCUGCCUGCUCGUGCUCAGGGGAUCUGAAGGAGAUGAAGAAGGAGCAGCAGCAGAGUCUGUGCGAGGAGAAGGGAGCAGAGGAGCAGGGAACCUCACGGCCGUCUCCCCACGGGGAGCAGCAGAUGGCUGCAGAGGUGGCUGCUGGGCCCCAAGCAAGCAGUGAGUCUCCAAAGAACCUUUCUUGUGCAGCAGAUCUUGAGGCAGAAUUUAGUAGCCCAGUGGGCAGACCUGAGGAUUCAUCCAGCAUAGAUGGCAAAUCCGUGGGGACCCCAGCGGGGCCUGAAGCUGGGGGAGAGAAGGAAGGGCAAGAGGAAGAGGAAGAAGAUGACUUUGAUGAUUUCACACAAGAUGAGGAUGAAGAAAUGUCAUCAGCCUCAGAGGAGUCCAUUCUGUCAGUGCCAGAGCUUCAGGAGACAAUGGAGAAACUCACCUGGCUUGCCACAGAGAGACGUCUGAGCCAGGAGGGAGAUUCUGAGGAGGAGAAUUCCCAGGAAGAAAACUCUGAGCCUGAGGAAGAGGAGGAGGAGGAAGGGGAAGGGAUAGAGAGUUUGCAGAAAGAUGAUGAAACCUGUGGAGAUGUAUCAGAGGAGCCCAAAUCUGCCUUCACCCUGGCAAAAACAGCCCCACAGGUGGAAGCCCACAGAGUGCCAGCAGGAGAGAACUUGAAAGCCCCUGGGAAGAGCAGGAGGUCUCACAGGACCAGGAACAAGAGGGGCAGGGCUCGUGCUAGCAAAGACACAUCCAAGCUGCUGCUCUUGUAUGAUGAAGACAUCCUGGAGAGAGAUCCCCUGAGGGAGCAGAAGGAUCUGGCAUUUGCACAAGCCUACCUGAGCAGGGUGCGUGAAGCCUUGCAGCACAUCCCUGGCAAGUAUGAGGACUUCCUGCGAGUCAUCUACGAGUUCGAGGUCAGCACGGACAGGAGGACAGCUGUGGACCUCUACUCCACCCUGCAGAACCUGCUGCACGACUGGCCCCAGCUGCUCACGGAUUUUGCUGCCUUCCUGUUGCCAGAGCAAGCUUUGGAGUGUGGAUUGUUCGAGGAGCAGCAGGCGUUCGACAAGAGCCGCAAGUUCCUGCGGCAGCUGGAGAUCUGCUUCGCUGAGAAUCCUGCUCACCACCAGAAGAUCAUCAAAGUCCUGCAGAGCUGUGCAGACUGCCUGCCCCAGGAGAUUGCAGAGCUGAAGACCCAAAUGUGGCAGCUGCUGAAGGGCCAUGACCAUCUGCAGGAUGAGUUCUCCAUCUUCUUUGAUCACUUAAGGCCCUCAGCCAGCCGCAUGGGAGACUUCGAGGAGAUCAACUGGACAGAAGAGAAGGAAUAUGAGUUUGAUGGGUUUGAAGAGGUCUCUCUGCCAGAUGUGGAAGAGGAGGAAGAACCUCCCAAGAUGCCUGCAGCCUCCAGGACCAAGAAGCGGAAAGAGCUGGGAGGGCACAACAAUGACAAGGAGGUCGAGUGGGGGGAUGGGAUGAAGGAAUGUUCCUGCUCCUGCCACGAAGGGAGCAGCGACCUCAAGCUGAAGAAAAGUAAAAGGAGGAGCUGCAGCCACUGCAGCAGCAAGGUGUGUGAAAACAAAUUUUACAAGAGCAAAGAUUCUCCAGAGCUGGCUGCAGGCCUCAUGCAGCAGGAAUCCAGUCCUCAUCCUGAAGGGAAGGAUUCUGGAAUCUGUAAGGGACUUGCAGAAGAAAGCCUGGAGAACAGAGAGGAGGGAGAGGAUGUGCAAAGCAGGACAAAAAGCAGCUCCAGGAGGGUAGAGUCCCUGGCUGCAGGCUCUCACCUGGAAGCAAGGAUUGUCUCCAGACCUGCACCUCCUGAAACAACUUCAUUGCCUGCUGGCCCAGGUCAAGAAGCAGGUGCAGGAGCUGUUGUGAACCCUGAAAAGGACACUGACCCUUCUGCCACUGGCCCCAGAUGGACACAGCUCCACAAAGCUACUCUAAAACUACCUCAAGAAACCAAAGACUUCCCUUGCACUGUGGGAGCUGAGAGUGAGGGAUUGAACCAGCAGCAGCAGAGGAGUGCAGCUGCUCCCCUUGGGCUGAGCAGGGACCUGCUGUUGGCUUCUCGUUCUGCUGCAGCAAAAGGUUUACCAGGACCCAGUUCCUCUUCUGGAAGGAGUUUGUUGUGUCAGCCUGAAGGGCUUCAUUCUGAUUCCUCAGAGAAGCUUCCUGUCCUCAGUCAUGCUUCCAAAUUGGGUGUGAAAGACUUUGAGGGACCUUUGCCUCUGGAAGGAAAACCUGCAGCAAAGCAGGGUUGGGUAACCCUGGGCAGAAAAGCAGCACAGGGUAAGAGCUGCAGCCCACAGGCCCCUGCCAGCUGCCUUUUGGACACAGAUGCUGCAGGCUGCACUGGAACUUCUCCAGAGGACAGAUUAAAGUCAGAUGCAAACAACUGCUUCCAGGUGCAGCAGCAUCCUGAGCAGCUGGGGCACAGAGGGGUCACUGCCUCCCUGGGCCCCAAGGAAGAGGAGCAGCAGCAGCAGCGAGUCACAGAAGCCACAGUGUGUGCUAAGAACAGCAAAGUCAGCUCCACUGGGGAGAAGGUUGUGCUCUGGACCAGGGAGGCUGACAGAGUCAUCCUCACAACCUGUCAGGAGAAAGGAGCCCAUCUGGAAACCUUCCAGGCCAUCUCCCAGAAACUGGGCAACAAGACUGCCAGUGAGGUAUCCCACAGGUUCAGAGAACUGAUGAGGCUGUUUCAUACAUCCUGUGAUGGGAGCUCUGAAGAUGAGGAGGAUGCAACUAGUACCAGUAACACAGACCAGCUGUCAGAUAAAGAUCUUCUGCUCUCCGAGGAGGAACCUGAUGACUGAGGGAGGGCUGAGCCAAGCUGUUGCCUGCCUCGGGAGAGCUGUUUGCUGCUAGCCAGGUGCUGUUUGCACAGGUCCUUAGGAUGGCA